UUGAUAUCUUGCAGCGGAAGGGUUUAGAGACAGACACCGAACAUGGCGGCGCUCGGCAGCCGCGCAAAUCGCCCAGAAAACGGCGAAAAACCAAGCAAAUCUCCACUAGUAUCUCCCCAGAAAGUGCGAGAACUUCUCAACGAAGGGGUCGCUUCGGAAGACAACGUGUUAAAUUGUUCACAGCAGGAUCCAAACACACUGUCUCCAAAUGGCCUCGGGAAAGCUCCUUGUGAGGCAGCAAACAAAGAAGCAUUUUUCAACAGAGUGGAAUCCUACUCGUGUCUGAAAUGGGCCGGAAAGCCCCAUGCGCUCUCGCCGCUCAGAUGUGCGCGGUACGGCUGGAUCAAUGUAGACUGUGACAUGCUGAAGUGUUCUAGUUGCCAGGCUUUCCUCUGUGCAUCAAUCCAAGCAACCCUGGACUUCCAGAAAUAUGAAGCACGGAUUUCAGAGUUGCUACAACAGCUUCAAACUCAACAUGAGAAAUUCUGUUCCUGGCCAGAUUUCCCAUGUCCAGAUCGCUUCUGGAUGGUUCCUGUUAAUGAGCCUACGGUAUUACUCGGUGCCUUUCUAGACCGUUACAAGAGUGCUUGCCUUCUAGAACAGCAGCUGCCUGCUAUGAAGCCAGAGCAGCUAAAAACCAUGGUAUGGUGUUUUAUUUUAAAGGGAAGUCCAAGAAUAAUUCUUCUGUGCAUUCAUAAUCUAGUUUUGUUUUUUUCUCAGACCUUGACUGAAGAUGUAAUAAGUGUCCUCCUUCAGCUGAUUGAAGAUGAACAAGUGAAGCAGGGUGGUUCUCCUUCUAAGGUCUCAACAGAUCCAUGCUCUGUACAGGUGGCAGCAUGUAUCACAGCUCUUUGCGGUUGGGCAGCCAGCCCGUCUCUCUAUGCUAUGAAUCUGCCCAUCCUCACUUGUUCUUACUGCAUGAGAAAGGUAGGAAUGUGGAACUUCUAUCAAAUGGAGACCGUUUCAGAGAACGAAAACCCUCCGCAGUCUCCAACAUCUACAACCAACUUGACUCCAUCUCAAGGCACAAGUGGGGAAAAGGGGACGCCCCCCUCACCAUCCCAGUCCCCCACUCCGUGUCGCAUGAAGCUGCGUAGUCAAGACUCCACACGCUCUGAGCAGAUGGAGAGUACACCGUCCCCACAGGUCCACCGCGCCAGAAGCAGGGACUCACCUAUCCCACACGAGGAGCUUCCCAGCCCUCUGUCCAGGGGCAAGAGACCCAUGACUCGCAGCAGGGGCCAAGGAGAUAACCUGGCUCUGGAUGUGCCCUCCAGUCCACAGCGAAAGACAAAACGGCCACGUCUCUCCUCUGCCAGUGGCCCUGAAGGGCCCAUGCACAGAAACAUGUUUGACCCAGUAGCCCAGCACAGAGACUGGUGUCCUUGGGUGAGUGUGGACCGAGAGGAUGGCAAUCUAGACGGCUCUGACUGUGUUGACAGUGAGGCUGAGGUCCCUCAGCCAGGCUGGAAAGCAGCGCUUACUCUGUUCUUAUCCAUGAAGAGAAGUCUCAGUCCAGUGGGGGCCAGUCCAUCUCAGGGUCCUCAUGACAAAUCUAAAAGGGUAUUCUCGAUAUUCCGACAGUGGCAGGUAUCUUCCCCAUUCCAGUAAGUUGUUUCAGAAGGUGGACUGGGAAACCCUGGUGAUUGUUGUCAUAUAGUGGUACGCUGUCCUUUGUAACAAUGACAGUGGUUUUCAGAUUGUUUCUUGAUCAAGUGAGUCUUGUUUACAGAAUUGGGUUUGGUUGGGAAAGGGACAGUAAAUCCAAACGGAUCAAGCAGCCUGUGCUGAAAGACCUGGGGAUGGAGCAGGAAAGCCCGACAGAGUUCUUAGAAAUUGUAAUUUUACCAAACUGUUUUAAUCCUGGCCUGUCCAGUCGGCAUUAGAACAUCAAAAGACUGGUGACCGACACUUUUUACCUCGCAUGGACAACCAAAUAGGCCUCACCACCUCCCUGGGUAUGAGACUUCAUAGGGUUUUAGCCUAAAUUUAGGGGAAGCUUUAGUGAAGCUCCAUGAACUACACUGGAAGUCAUGUUAGUUUUAUCAAUGCUUUUCACAUAAUAGUUUAGCUAAGGAGAACCAGUGUUUUCAGGUUUGUGUGUGUGUUUUCUGCAUUGUCUAAGUAGGUAUAUUAUAUUUACUUCCAUAAAUGUGAAUGGGACGAACAACAUUUUUAUCUCUCUCAUUUUUUAAGAUGUUUAUCACCUUAAUCAUCUUUUACCCACAUGCCAGCUGAAAUAGAUGCCAUAUUUAGAAAAGAGUGCCAAUAUAAAUGAUUUUGCUUUUUGAUUCACUUUCUUUGGAAGUGCUGCUUGUAGUGCAUCAUGCAUGCCAUUCUUGUGCAUGUCUGUCUAAAUUUAAUAAACAUUUUCCUUUUGCUGGUUUUCACUA
Cyprinus carpio (common carp) is the source of this 2393-nucleotide messenger RNA. RefSeq names its product nuclear-interacting partner of ALK-like. The transcript is spliced from 9 exons. NCBI's taxonomy places the organism in Eukaryota, Metazoa, Chordata, Actinopteri, Cypriniformes, Cyprinidae. The record is from RefSeq and is a predicted model, not a curated record. Gene Ontology annotation, cellular component: nucleus. The coding region runs from base 43 to 1611 and encodes 522 amino acids. Gene Ontology annotation, molecular function: zinc ion binding.